UUCCUGAUAAUAACAUAUAGUGUCCGUUGUUUAUUUAAGAAGAAAAUAUCAAACAAAUCGCGUUCCGCGUUUCGCAGGCCUUCGCGGCAGCAAUUGGCAUUUUUUUUAUUAGAAAUCGUUUAUAUAAUAUGGUCGUGUACUUUUUUCGGAAAUAAAUAAAAAAAAAAAUAAAUAAUAAUCCGUGUCUUUUUACACAGUCGAGUGAUGUAGGAGAAAAAACGUAAUUAAAUUUAAUAAUGAACAAUAAUAAUAUUGUACUUAACCUUUGCCAGUGCGAUUUACUAGUGUAAUACGGUCCGCAAUUAACCGCCGCCGCCGCCGCCGCAGUGUGUCAUGUUGUGUUAUGAGAUGAUGGUUUUAUAGCGCGUUUAUAUUUAUUAUUAGUAAUAAUUAUUGCUAAUUGUAAUUUCCGGCACAUUAACCAACAGUAAAUAAUAAUUACCGCUAUUACCGAUUAUUAUUAUUCAGUACAAUUUAAUAUAAUACCGUCGUGCACGUCUUAUUGCAUAUUAUUAUUAUAUCCAUCUCACACCUCACAGGUAUUUAAUAUAGAACAAUGGCCGAUUUAUCAAUGAAAGAAUCGCCUUGUUACGACAAGUGCAUGCCCUUUUUAUGUACGUCGACGCCAUACAAAAUCAUAAAUGACAGCGGAUACGAUACGCCGAGUUCCACUCUUACCAACGCCUCAUCCAACUACAGUCAUGAAGCGUCCAUGAGUUUCGAUCAAACGUUGUCAUCCGAUUUUGCUACGACUCAGUUUUCGUUGUGCACGCCGAGUUUUUCUCAAAAGAGAAGCAUAAAGAAAUUGGAAGACAUCACCAACAAGACUGAUUGUACAGUUAAAAAUAAAUUCAUCGAAGAGGAACCCCCCUCCGUUACGGAAUUAUCCCCUUCGAAAAAAUUCAAGUCCUCUUCGGACCUGCGAAUGCGUUUCCGGAUAAACAAAUGUCCAAAACAAGACGACCAUCUGCAGAAGAAAAAAAACAUAGACUCGCCGAAAAUCGUCAGCCACGAGCGAGCGUCGCUGGAAGGCCGAGAUCACGUGGACAUCAUGUAUUUUUUGGCAGAGCGCAACCAUUUCGGACUGGUCGUGGAAAAAAUAUUUUCGUAUCUAUCAGACAGUGAUAUUGUACCCGUGUCGAUGGUGUCCAAAAUUUGGAACAACGCCGUGCAAAAUUCGCCGACGGCGCAGUCGAAGAGGCAGAUUUAUUUUAAAUUGUCCAAGGAGAACAGAGGGUGCGAAGGCCGAAAUCGAGCGGCCAUGAUCAACAAGGGAUGCUUGUCUAAUAUCGGGAAUGUCAUGCGUUCGCCCACCAAAAGAGAUUUGACUCCGCGGAGUCCGCCCGUCAGUCCUAGUAAAUACAGGUGGCACGUGUUCCAAAAGGAAGCGAAAAAGUUGAAUCCCGAUCAGCGCCUGAUACGAUGUCCGUUGUGCACGAUGCCGUCGUCGUGGACGCCCACCCAAUCGACCCGAGCCCAGUGCCACAGGAUACACUGCCGGUAUACGUUUUGCACGAGUUGCAUGUGCGAAUACACCGUCGUGCCCGUACACAAGUGUCGUUCGACGCCGAUAUCGUCUCAUGCCCGGCAGACGCUCAUUACCAGUAUGUCUAGGAGUAAGCACAACCUACGCAGACUGUUGUGAGAAACCUCUGAAUAAGAUAAUUAUUUGUUAAUUAAUUUAUUGUGAAAACCAUGAAUACCUCCCUUUUCGGCGUUGUGUUUUUAUCUCACGGUGUGCGUCUUAAUCGGCCACGGACGCGUUUCAACGUUCUGUAUCCAGAAUAUUGCGUUCCCCACCCUUUAAAAUCGGCGUCGGCCGUUAAACUGUAAAACACCGUUAAUUAAUUUAUAUUACGAUGAUCAUUCCUCAUUUUGUUUAAAAAUGUUCUUCGAACAAUUGCAUUUAAUUUUUUUUUUUUUUAAAUUCUAGAGUUAACUUGUUUGUAAUUUUUUUUUUUUAUUACAUUUUUAUCACUUAACUAUUUAAUUUAUUGUACAAAAUUGUAUUUAUUGUAUUUAUGAAGUCACUAAUUAUUUUGAAAAACGAUUGCUCAAAAAACGGUUAAACGAAGUAGAUUAACUUUUUGAACGCAAAUUUAAUAAUAUACCAGACUGAAUAAGAUAAUACGAAAAUAUGUUACCAGUGCCUUCAAUGUUUUUUUUUUUUUGUUUGUUUUAAUACUUUGGCGAGAAUAUUAUUAAUUUUAUUCGGAAUACUUGUGAAAGAUACAAAAUUUAGAGGGUUGGCUCUCUAUUGUAUUUUUGAAAUCCUCUUUUUUUUGUUUUUGUAUCGUUAUCGAGAUCUGAUAAAUGAACCUACUUAAACGUUUGCGACAGUCAUUCGAAAUAAAAAUAUAUUUUUAAUAAUUAAGUGGAAUUUUCGUCCAGUGAAUUUUUCAAGCAAAGUUUGUGUCUGUUCUGUUUAAAAAACAAAAACAACAAUAAAGGCCUUCCUAAACUGUUGUAUAAUAUGUAAUGUAUGUACUGUUCUAAUUUAUAACAAUUCGACUGAUGUAAUUGACGACAAUGUUAUUAUAUAAUUAUUAGUCUGAUUAUGUGUAAUUUUUUUUACGAUCAAUUUUUAUGAAUCAAAAAUUUGAAUUUGCUCAAUUCUAUAAAAAAAAAAUAAUACCAUUUCUAAUUUUAAAUACAUUUUUUUAUAUUUGUUUACGUUAAUUUUGUAAAGUCGGCGUCUCUCAAACGAACCGACGCGUUAAAUGUUUAGUUUUUUUUUAUCUAACUUUUUUUUUUACACCUAUUUGAUGAAUAAAAUGUUGUUAAAAAAAUAUAUAUAUGUAUGUAUAUAUAUAUUCCAUUUACGAUCUGUUAGAUUUUAUUUGUAAUAAUAUUAUAUUAAUUGUUUUGUAUUAUUAUUUCGUACUAGGAACUAAUAAUAUGUAUUUAAUAUAUUACGGUACAUUAUUCUCUGACCUUAACUCUACGUGUUUUAUAACAUGCUUGUUUGGAAUAUUGUCUGUACUCGAUUCAGUAUAGAAAUCGUAAGCUCCGAUAUUUGCCUAGAAAAAAAACAAACGAUAAGAUAUUACGUUUUGU
This is a messenger RNA of Adelges cooleyi (spruce gall adelgid), 3057 nucleotides long. Its product is annotated as F-box only protein 5-like. Gene Ontology annotation, cellular component: nucleus. Gene Ontology annotation, biological process: negative regulation of meiotic nuclear division; regulation of mitotic nuclear division. Gene Ontology annotation, molecular function: protein binding. The record is from RefSeq and is a predicted model, not a curated record. NCBI's taxonomy places the organism in Eukaryota, Metazoa, Arthropoda, Insecta, Hemiptera, Adelgidae. The transcript is spliced from 3 exons. The coding region runs from base 557 to 1645 and encodes 362 amino acids.